CCCACAACAAACAUAGCGGCUGUUAGAUACAUAAACGCUCCAGUAAGUCGAGAUAUUUGGAGAAACGUUACAGCUUACGGUUACUCUUGCACUAUGCGACACAAAUGAAGCUGGACAUUUCGCACUAACGUGAGGUAGAAGUUAGCCACCGGUAAGCUAGCUGUAACUUGUCGAGCUCGUCUGCCAAACUUAACUGCUCUUGCUAACACAGCCAGCUGCACUUGGAGGACCCAGAGAGCUUCCGGGUUGGAUUUUUAAAAAACAAAUAAAAACACAGGUACCAGACUGCACCUGUGAUGUUCUGGCCGCCUGUCUAACUGCCUUCUGAGGAGGGGUUUGAGAUCGUUCUCUAAUCACAGCGAUGGACGAAGACACCCCAACCCUGAAGCCCAGACGGAUCCAAAAUCAAAACGUGGUUUAUCGUCUUGAGAGGCGCAGGAUCUGUUCGGGCCGACCCGGAGCUCACUGGUACAGAGUGCGCUGCUUCCACCAGAACCUUUUCCCCAACUUCACUGUGGUCAACGUGGAGAAGCCCCCCUGCUUCCUCAGGAAGUUCUCGCCAGACGGACGCUGUUUCAUCGCCUUCUCUUCUGAUCAGACGUCUCUGGAGAUAUAUGAAUAUCAAGGCUGCCAAGCGGCUCAGGACCUGCUGAGAGGCCAAGAGGGAGAGACUCUUCUAACGGCCAAUGACCAGCGUUCCCUCAACAUCCGAGGCCGGCUGUUUGAGCGCUUCUUCUCCUUGCUCCACGUCACCAACGUGGCCUCGAACGGAGAACACCUCAACCGGGAGUGCAGCCUCUUCACAGACGACUGCCGCUAUGUCAUAGUUGGGUCGGCUGUGUACGUCCCAGAAGAGCCGCCGCCUUACUUCUUUGAGGUGUAUCGCAACAACGAAUCUGUGACUCCCAACCCUCGGUCUCCUUUAGAAGACUACUCCCUCCACAUUAUCGACCUCCACACUGGCAAGCUGUGUGAUACCAGGUCCUUCAAGUGUGACAAGAUCAUCCUGUCGCACAACCAGGGCCUCUACCUCUACAGGAACAUCCUGGCUGUACUGUCGGUCCAGCAGCAGACCAUACACGUGUUUCAGGUCACUCCAGAGGGAACAUUUCUAGAUGUGAGGACGAUUGGGCGGUUCUGUUAUGAGGACGACCUCCUGACUCUUUCUGCAGUUUACACAGAGGCUCAGGCGGAGAGUCAGUCGGGCUUCCCCCGCCUUUACACUGACAAAACCAUCAACUCCCUCAAGCACAGGCUGUUGGUGUACCUCUGGAGGAGGGCUGAGCAGGACGGUAGCGCCACCGCUAAGAGGAGGUACAAAACGCUCUGUGGAUAUUUAAAAAAAAAAAAAAAAAAAAGGUCAUUUCAUUUAAUCCAUGUAUUAUUUGACCCGAUUUGACCAAAAGGAAAUAACUAGAAGAACUAAAAGUCCUUGUUGCACAUUCCUGUUUGUGUUUCCGUCGUAUCUCAAGAACCGUGACGAUUAUUUUAGUCAUUUUAGUCCAGUCAUGGAUUAAAAUUUAAUUGAAAACGCAAUUUUCACACACAAGGAAACAACAACGCAGUCAUUGGGUUGUUGUUUGUCUUUGCUGUUGCGUGACUGAUGUUUGAGUUAGAUGAAAUGAAUGAAUCAAAAGGGGAUUCACAGAGCUGGAAAACAAGACUGACAGCUCUCCCCAAAAUAGACAAUCUGCUGGGUGUUUGAUGGGUAUUUAUUACUGCGUUACAACAAAACUACCAUGAAAUUAUAACUGGUUUCUUGAACAUGACAAUGAGUUCACAGUUAGGUACACCUCGCAAGUACCGGGUUGGACCCCUUUUGCCUUCAGAACUGCCUUAGUUCUUCGUAGAAUAGAUUCAACGAGGUGUUGGAAACAUUCCUCACAGAUUUUGGUCCAUAUUGACAUGAUACCAUCACGCAGUUUCUGCAGAUUUGUCGGCUGCACAUCCAUGAUGCCAAUCUCCCGUUCCACCACAUCCCAAAGGUGUUCUAUUGGAUUGAGAUGUGGUGACUGUGGAGGCCAUUGGAGUACAGUG
This is a messenger RNA of Anarrhichthys ocellatus (wolf-eel), 2037 nucleotides long. RefSeq names its product DET1 partner of COP1 E3 ubiquitin ligase (gene det1). Bases 362 to 1399 code for a protein of 345 amino acids. The record is from RefSeq and is a predicted model, not a curated record. Gene Ontology annotation, biological process: protein ubiquitination; positive regulation of proteasomal ubiquitin-dependent protein catabolic process. The transcript has 5 exons. NCBI's taxonomy places the organism in Eukaryota, Metazoa, Chordata, Actinopteri, Perciformes, Anarhichadidae. Gene Ontology annotation, cellular component: nucleus; cullin-RING ubiquitin ligase complex. Gene Ontology annotation, molecular function: ubiquitin-like ligase-substrate adaptor activity; ubiquitin protein ligase binding.